This is a messenger RNA of Dreissena polymorpha, 1959 nucleotides long. RefSeq lists its product as uncharacterized. The transcript has 2 exons. Gene Ontology annotation, molecular function: violaxanthin de-epoxidase activity. NCBI's taxonomy places the organism in Eukaryota, Metazoa, Mollusca, Bivalvia, Myida, Dreissenidae. The coding region runs from base 1035 to 1925 and encodes 296 amino acids. The record is from RefSeq and is a predicted model, not a curated record. Gene Ontology annotation, biological process: xanthophyll cycle.
ACGUAACACACAAUUAUGUUAGUGUGUUAGUGUGUUUAUGGAUAAAUAGUACCUUCAAAUGUUUUUAGAACUAGCACAUACGCAUAGUAACAAAUCUUAGCAACCAAUCAGAAGGGCCGAUACUAUGAGACAAUUGUGCAUGAAACAGAUUACUACAAGGAGCCAGUAUUUUGUCAAAACAUUGUCCAUUUAAAUGCAGUUUUCGUUGUUAUGUCCAAGAAUAUACAUUCAAAUAUAUAUUGACAUAUAACACAUGCGAUUUUUAUUUAUUUAUUCACUUCCAAAAUUCGUAUGUAUUCAUUAAGAGGGCCGAUACUAUGGACAGACAUUUUCCUGUUGAUGUGAUAGUCUGAUCGUCGAUUGAUAAGCAAUUAAAUAUAAGUGCUUUUAAACUCAUAAACAGAAACUCUGCCAUAGUUUAAUUAAUUAAAUGAGGAGCAAUGGUUGACAAAAAAUUACUAUUACCAUGUAAGAAGCUGUAAUCGUAUGUUUUGAAUCGUGUAUGCCUUCUUACUUUCCAAUGCGUUAUAAUAUUUCUAGAUUACUUGGAGCAACAACUUAAUGUAUAUUUCACAUGAAUACACAUGCCUUCUAAUAAGAUCAAUACUUCGAGGUUUAAAAAGAACACGAUUCAAGUCAACAGAUAAUCUCUGGAGCCCCCUUGCAAUAACCUUUUUCGAAAAAAGUGUAACUUAGAUCGUAUCUUAAUAUAUUCAUAUACGGAUAUUGCGCACGGCUUAAAACCACGAGACAACAAACAAUGCCAUGUUUUAGGUCUAAUGACAAACUCAAAUACAAAUAAGGCUGCUGUUAGUCUUGAUGAAAAUGGAUGGCGUUAGCAAAUCACAAGUUCACAUGACCUCAUAUCCAAUUUCAAGUACAAUCAAUAUCUACUAUUGCCAUUUUUGUAUGUCCCGUAUAUUGUCCCUAAAAGCGAAAACUUUUCCUACAAAGUCAUAGCGUCAUAACAAUCACGUGGUCUUUCGGUGUCUGAUGUUGUAAGAGAGUAUAAAAAGGAUGCACUGCUAAAUACAAUGGAAAGAACAAAAAAAUUGUUGAAAAGAAUGCUUCACCAGUUUAAUUUAGUUGUCGUGUUGAUUGCAAUAUGCGGUGGCCAUGCUCUUUUAUUUGAAAGUCCGAUCAUUGAACACGCGGUGAAUGCCAAAAGUAGCCCGAAUGUGCUAUGCAUUGCCGAACAUUGUGGUCGGCAAUCGGCUGCCUGCGUCACCGACGCCAACUGCCGACACAACAUGGAGUGCAUUACGAAGUGUGGACUUACAAACCAGAAGUGUAUGUACGAAUGCAUGAACACGUAUGAGGACGCCGUGUUCGACGCCUUCAUGAAAUGCAUGGUUGACGACAACCACUGCCUAACAUUGACGCCACCAGAUCCGACAUUCCGUUGCUCUCCGCCGGUGUCGACAUUGAGCAAUUUUAGUUUAUCCGAACUUACUGGUCAGUGGUAUAUAGCCCUUGGGUUAAACAAGGACUACGACUGUUUCGACUGUCAAAUUUCGACGUACAAACCCGUGCCGACCUCAAGCAAUUACACACUCACCGAACUUUAUGACGUUAUAAUGUUGAAUGGAAGUACACGUCACGAGAUGACCACACAGCAGGUCGCGCAGCUUGAUCCGCUAAAACCCGGCGUGCUGGACUUAACCAACCACAUGAUGGGGAUAACAAUGUACGAGAAGUGGCAAAUAGUUGAUUUUCCGUGGUCGGGCAACUACAUCAUCGUCUACUACUGCGGACACAUGUCAGCCGACUGGUGGUACGAAGGAGGGCUCGUGUAUUCCCGGCAACCGACAAUUAGUCCAGAAGAUUACUCGACAAUCUCCGAAGCUGUGCGACAAAAACUGGGUCACGACGUUAACGACUACUGUCGACCACGGACGACGCCCUGUUCUAACAUAUCGAUGUAACACUAUGUACAACCAAUUACAUAUAUUGUCAACA